This is a messenger RNA of Clonostachys solani, 1068 nucleotides long. Lineage: Eukaryota; Fungi; Ascomycota; Sordariomycetes; Hypocreales; Bionectriaceae. The record is from the annotation of a GenBank genome assembly.
AUGGCCGCUACAACUCUCUGGCCCAAUAGCCCUCUCGACUUGGACGCUGGAUUUCAUCAAAGUCCAUCAGAGGAUGUGGGUUCACAACCUGACCAAAGGAAGCCGCCAGUCUUAUUCGGAAAUGACAAGAAAAUUGAGGACACGAGCUACCUUACCCCUUGCUUUCCGGACACGCCCAUGGAGGAGCUUAGAAGAAGGUAUUGGCAGGAUGGAGUUGUAUGGGUGAAAGGGCUUCUUGAUCCAGUAAUGAUCAAUGAGUUCCGCGCCCAAUACCUUUCGAUGGUAAACGAAGGUACAGGGAUGUUAAAACCCGGGACAGAUCCCAAGGAGGGCAUUUUCUCUGGGGAAGAUUGGAGAAACUAUCUUCUUCCAGGAGCUGUCCGCGUCGCUGCCGGGCUCCCUGAUGAAGGACCUUUUGUAGAGAACGCAAUUCGAUCUCAUCACUGCCAGGAGUAUCUGGACUUCAAGGACGAAGUAGGGCGCCAGAUCGAGCCCUUUGUCGGGAAAAUGCUCCAAUUCAGUGAGCCCUGGUGCCUACCACGGUCUCUACUACGAUGCGCUGUCCCAGGAGGUGAAGCAACGCCCGUUCACUAUGAUCAAAUAUUUCUAAGGGCUGGUCCUCCAACAAGUAUAACUGUCUGGGUACCGAUUGGGGAUGUUGAAGUUGAGGGGGGAGGCCUGAUCUAUCUCGAUCGCGCCCACGAGAUUGGUGUAAACUACGAGCAGGACUUUUCAAAAAUGAACGCCGGACUCUCGGACGAGGAGCGUAUUUCCGCCUUCAACAGAAACAUGGAGAAGGGAGGAUGGCUCGACAAGAAUGCGGGCAGAUUCGGUGAACAGUGGUCUCGGGGAUGGCUGGUGGGCGAGUACGAGGCUGGAGAUGUUGUCUUUCAUACCCCAUACACCAUCCAUGCGGGGGCCAAAAAUCAGUCGCCCAGUGGGCGUAUUAGAGUAUCAACAGACCUUCGCUUUGUCGACAAGUCAAAGCCUUACGACGAGCGGUGGACCAUCAUGGCUUAUUCGGAGCACGAUCCAAAUGUUGCUCGAAAGUCAGCCCGAAGGAAAUAG